UUGGGCAAUAAGUUACUGUCAAUGUCAAAGUCCAAACCGAUUCCAAACAAAUACAGAAUUUCUUUCUUUUUACGUUUUCAAUUACCUUCAACCUAGACGUUGGCGAAAUCAUCGAAAGUAAACGAUGGGGUCCACUAGUAAUUAAAAGAAGAAGAAAUACAAAAUUUACUUUACAGCUACAGAAUUACUAUAAAUUACUUAUCAAACAGCAAAAAAGCCAAAACUGAAAAACUUAUUUUGAAACGUUGGAAACUUUUCAUAGAACACAGAACGCUUAUAAGUUGUAGUUAAAUAUUUUGCAAACAAUAACUUAUAGCAUAAUUGGCACUAUGAAUUGAAGCUAUUAUUAUUUAAAAGUAAGGAAAAAUGUCUUGCGAGAUAAUAAUAAGGAGAGCCCGUGAAGGGGACGCAGUACAACGUGCCGAACUGAUCCAGAUGGGACUCCUGUCUUAUCAGUGGGAUUCAUUCAUAUACUUUCUGUUUCAAGAGCUGACUCUAGAAUGUGUGUUGCUGGGCAGUGCGGUGCUGUUCAUCUUCUGCGGUGCGGCGCCGGCGGGCUGCGCAUUGCUACUGCCCGCCGCAGCCGCGCUUGUGGCGGCCGCCGUCGCUGUCGCGCACCGUGCCCUCGCCUCUGCCCACGCACAGCGGAUGCGCGGAGAGAUGUUUGGCCUGGUGGCGGAGGCGCGCGGGCCGCUGCGACUGGGCGCGCCCCCAGGGCCCGUGCCCAUCUACACCGAGCUGCAACAUUGCCCUCCGACACAACAUGAUGUGCACUCUAAGGUGGUGGGCACGCUGAGCGUGUCUGCGUACAGGGCACCGGGCGAGCUGGCGCUGGACCACGAGGUCGGGUGGCUGCACGCGCUCGCCGUGCACACGCAAUGGCAGUGCCGCGGCACCUACGACCGCCGGCUGGUGGGCGCCGCGCUCACGCUGCAGCUGGCGCGCCUCGGUCUCGACCUGCCGCACGCCUAGCCUCGGGCCUGACGCAUUCAAUUGCUUUCUUUCUACAAUUAUAUAAAAGUCAUAAUCGCAGUUUAGCGUUUUUAAUCGAUUUUAUGUAUUUUUUAACAUGGGGUGGAUAUUGUAUUGCCACUUCAAUAUGUAUGGUGCUAAAGUUUUUAAUAUCGGCGUAUUGUUGAGUAGUUUAUGUGUAACAUGAAUUUGAAUACAUUUAUUGAUGUAUAAAAAUGUGCUCAAAGUAAUCUCCAUAACAUAAUUGUUCUGUGCUAAUCAUCUGACAGAGACUGAUAAAGUUAAUCAUUUAUAAAAACUGGUUUUGUUUCAUUUCGCUUAGCUUUUAAAACAUUUUUCACAUUCACCAAUACUUCCAGAAGAGUUGGGCCACUUGAGGCAA
Messenger RNA from Papilio xuthus (Asian swallowtail), 1354 nucleotides. RefSeq lists its product as uncharacterized. The coding region runs from base 367 to 972 and encodes 201 amino acids. The transcript has 5 exons. NCBI's taxonomy places the organism in Eukaryota, Metazoa, Arthropoda, Insecta, Lepidoptera, Papilionidae. The record is from RefSeq and is a predicted model, not a curated record.